Molecule: messenger RNA, 546 nt
Organism: Melampsora larici-populina 98AG31
Lineage: Eukaryota; Fungi; Basidiomycota; Pucciniomycetes; Pucciniales; Melampsoraceae
Exons: 2
Coding region: 1-546 (181 amino acids)
Source: RefSeq, a predicted model, not a curated record
AUGCUACUUCCAUCCACUUUUGUCUUGCUUGUACUAGCUAAAGGUCAGAUUGCUGUAUGUGCCCCCACUGAAGGCCCUGUUCAAACAGCAAAGGUUUUGAUCACUUCAGAUGAUGACCUCAAGAGCACAUUGAUUCAGAAGGAAAAAGUAUCAAGAAACAUGGCAGGUGAUGGAGUUCCUACCAAAAGCUGUAGCUGCAAUGGACACAUCUGUAGUCUUGCAAAUCACGCCCCUGCUACACCCAAGUCCGCAACAUUGCCAUUUAACCUGGAUGAAGUCUGGGCCAAACUUCUAAAUAUUUCAAUAGACCACGAUUUCACUGGAGGUGCAAUUGCAACCAAAGCAGCCACAGGAAAGAAAGGUCCUCCUCCAACUCCCAAAACUGCCCCUCAGACCCCUACAUCUAAGCCAGUGCUUUAUGUCCCAAAGAAAAUGCUUGAUACCAUUUGUGCAGAUCCUGGCUCCCCUAAGAAUGUGAUUUCUAUGGACACAGUUCCAGAUUAUCCAGGUGAAGUUUUGUUUCUUUCAUUUGUCCAUUUCCUUUGA